GGCCCGGUAGGGGUCAAGCCGAUACUACCCCCCCCCCCCCUAGUCUCUGCUCCCUCCGGCGCCGCUCUCUUCCGUUCCGAUUGCGCACGAUGCUACGGCGAUGGGGCGGCCGCGAUCGCUGCAGUCCAGGUCCCCCGCGCGCGCGCUCUCGUAUGGUAGAGUGGUGGACGCGGCAGCUCGGGAUGGGGAGCUUCGGGUGUUCGUGGUCGCCGGCGAGGUCUCCGGCGACUCGCUCGCUUCGCGCCUCAUGGCGUCGCUCAGAGCGCUCUCCCCUAUCCCCGUCCGCUUCUCUGGCGUUGGCGGUGAAUUAAUGAGCAGGGAAGGCUUGCUAACGCUUUUUCCCAUAGAAGAAAUUGCCAUAAUGGGCUUGUGGGAGCGGCUGCCACACAUAUAUAGUGUCAAGAAGAAGAUUGAGGAUACUGUAAAUGCUGCUAUGGUAUUUCAACCUCAUGCUGUGGUUACAAUUGAUUCGAAGGGGUUCUCUUUUCGCCUGUUUAGGCAAUUGAAAUGUAAGGGUAUCAAUGAAGUAUUUUUCUUUAUUUAUUCACGAGCACAUAUGGUAAACUGUUACAGUUGUUUAGGCAGAUGCAAUCAAAAGAUUCAACGUCCUCUAUAUGUCCAUUAUGUUGCACCGUCAUUCUGGGCCUGGAAAGGUAGUGAAAGCAGGCUCUCAAAGUUGCAUGAUUUUGUGGACCACGUGUUGUGUAUUCUUCCAUUUGAGGAAGAAAUAUGCAAAUUAAUUGCGUUGCCUGCUACUUAUGUGGGCCACCCCUUAUUGGAUGAUGCUAUUGGCUUGAACAUGAGACCAAGAUUGCCUUCUGACAAGUCUAAGCAUCAAAGGAGUAGUGAAGCUUUCCGACUGGAACAUGGGCUGCACCUAGGUAAGUUAUGUAGUUCAAGGGCUCAACCUGGCUUGAGGGUUGCUUCUCAUAUUCGUUGCUUUCCUGUAUGCACUCCUGGUAUUCUUUAGAGCACCAUGUGUUAUAGCACGAUAUGUUCGCUGGUUCGCCGCUGUGCAUUCAUACUUUUUCUCCCUAAUGCCAAUUGUUAUAGGAUCAUGAAUAUAUAGUUGCUACUUGUUACUUGUGUGUGUUUCAAUUCUGCCUUCUGAGUUCCAUCAGAUCUUGAGUCAUUGUUAGUAAUUUACUCGUCUUACUACAUAGCCUAGUUGAUGCGCUGAGACUCGUUCUGCUUUUAGUAGCCAGCUUCUAGAAGGCAACUGACAAACUGCUCUAGCCUCUUGGCUCUAUGGCUAAUGGCCACAGUUUGAUUCCCACAAACCACGAGUUGGGUCAGGUAUUUGUGUGUUUGUCCCAUGUGUUCUACCAAUAACCUGUUGACUGUGAAACUUAACUAGUCAAUUGUCCCCUCCAAAAAAUAAAUAAAUAAUCUAGUUGCUAGAAUUAUUGAUGAAGUCUUCUUCAAUCUAUGAUACAUUUGCUAUAUCUUUUGGCCCUUUGUUAGGUUAUAUUUUCUGCUCUGAUAAAAAAGUAGCAUGUCCCUUGAGUAAGCGAUGUGACAAAGGAAUUGAAGGUUAUGAGAUGAUUGCAUCUAUCAAAAUCCAGCUGUAUUUAUUAAACUAGAAAUAUUUAAAAUAUUUGUAUAGGACAUGUUGGGUGCAUAGUAUGAAGAGAACAAAAGGACAGAUUUGAUGUUUAUUAAUGAUAAAUAACAGUUUUCUUCAUAGCUUUUGUGAAGCUUCUUUGUUGGAUUAAUUCUAGUUUCCUUUUUAGUGGGAAUCAGAUUUAUUUUCUUAGUGCCUCAACAGGUCUUUGACUGAAUGCUUGUCAUCAGGUAGUGUGGAAAUGUUGGAUUGGAAAUAGCAGAGUACCAACAACCAAUAACUGGUCAGGUUUUGUGUAUGAAUGAAUACAGAUACAGUAAUGUUUCAAGGAUAGUAUUAGCAUCCAUAGCCUACAAGCAUGGAAGUGUUUCAAAUAGCAGAGUACCACAGCCAAUAUGAUCAGUGGGGUUAUUUCUAACGAUGAAAUCCUUCAACUGCAAGUUGGAUCAGCUGGCCCAUCAAGCAACGAGGUAACUUAUUUGUGGAAGAGUUGGGCAACUCAAGGUUGUCAUCUAAUGUCUACUCC
Messenger RNA from Phragmites australis (common reed), 2090 nucleotides. RefSeq names its product probable lipid-A-disaccharide synthase, mitochondrial. The record is from RefSeq and is a predicted model, not a curated record. Gene Ontology annotation, molecular function: lipid-A-disaccharide synthase activity; phospholipid binding. Lineage: Eukaryota; Viridiplantae; Streptophyta; Magnoliopsida; Poales; Poaceae. Bases 101 to 970 code for a protein of 289 amino acids. Gene Ontology annotation, biological process: lipid A biosynthetic process. The transcript is spliced from 5 exons.